GAUCAAACCAUGUUUUGCCGUAUUUAAAAGUUGAAGUCAAUUUCCACUACAGCUAUCUACACGCGCUCUUCCAAGUUCAGUUUACUAAAAAGGUGAAUAUUUGCUAAAUCUGGUUAUUUUUAAAGACGUUGCUUGUUUUACUUUUAAAAAAAUGGUUUAUUGCCAAGAGAAAGGCAAAGUUUAAGAGCUAUCAUUAUUUAAACGUUCCUAGCUAGUGAGCUGGCCAUGCCACAUGUUAUUAGCUAGUAUCAGGAAAAUAAACGUACAAAUUAGAAACGCAAACUGUAGGCAGCGGUUGAACGCAUGAUCAUGGUGGUAACAUUGUAAGCUACCUAACGUUACCUGAAAGAUAAUUUAAAUCUUCACGUGCUACGAGCUUGUUGAGUAAAUUAGCUCGGUAACCUGGCUUCAGCGACCACCAGGCCACACUUCGAGGAAAGAUGUCUACCAUCCGAUUUGGAUCAACUUGUAGUCCUUCGAAGACUACUCUAGCUGAGACAUUGCCACGCUGGAACGAUGAGGAAGGGGAGAAGGCUGAUCCAGAAGAUGCCUGUGAUCCAAAUAAACUCCUUCAGUGUCCAUACGACAAGAACCAUCAGAUCCGUGCCUGCCGCUUUCCAUACCAUCUGAUCAAGUGCAGCAAAAACCACCCUAAACUGGCCAGUGAAUUAAAAACGUGCCCUUUCAACGCCCGCCACCUGAUGCCCAAGCAUGAGCUUUCACACCACAUUGCUAACUGUGUUGACAGAAUAUCUGUGAAUGCUGAAGACUUGGGCAGCGCUGAGGUGCAGAGCAAAUGGCAGGUACCUGUUAGCACCUGGACGAACACCAACUGUGAUGAGGACUGGGAUAAAGAAGCUGAUAUUUCUUCGGUGCCUUUCGUGUGGGGAGUGUCCACAAACCUGAUCAGUCGGAACAGGACUGAGCCAUGCACUACAAAUAAUCUUACUCCUGGACUCCGAGCUCCAAGAACUCUGCCCUGGAAAAUGUGACUGACAAAGGGCAGAAUGAAUGACAAAAGUUGGAAGUCAAGAGGCUAUCUUGCAGUUAAGUUUUAUAUCAUAGAUGCAUGUUUUAUUAUCUCACUUUGACUUGGACACAUUUGAGAAAUCCCAUUGACUAUUUUGAUUGACUAUAAAUGCAUGCUUUGUAACCUAACCUUAGACAUGGUGAUUGGGGUUUGUGUCCCCUUUUUUGUUAUUAAAAUACUUUUUUGCAGAAGUGUUUCCCUAUACUAACUCUGCAUGUAGGCUGUUAAUGUACUGUAUGUUCCUGAUGCCCUACUGCAGAUGAAUAUAUUCUCACUGUAUUGCACAUAUCAGAUAUCGUCAAGAUGCUCAUUAUGCUGACUGUAAAGUUGAUUUAGCCUCAUAAUGAAUCUUGCUUUGAUCUUU
Oncorhynchus tshawytscha (Chinook salmon) is the source of this 1394-nucleotide messenger RNA. RefSeq lists its product as uncharacterized. The coding region runs from base 441 to 992 and encodes 183 amino acids. The transcript is spliced from 7 exons. The record is from RefSeq and is a predicted model, not a curated record. NCBI's taxonomy places the organism in Eukaryota, Metazoa, Chordata, Actinopteri, Salmoniformes, Salmonidae.